AUGGAUAAUCAAUUAGUUCCUUCUACUUCUAAAGCUAAUUCUCAGACGAUUCAGAUUUCCUGGUCUCCUCCUCAUCAUGGUGUUGUUAAGAUAAAUUUUGAUGGGUCUGUACGCGGUACCUCAGGUGCAGGUGUAGUUAUCAGAGACCACUUGGGUAAUCAUAUUUGUAGUCGGUCUUUUAAUAUUGACACAAGUACGCCUCUUAUUGCUGAAGCUACUACCCUUCGCAAUGGCCUUCUAUUUGCACGGUCCCACACUUUUUCCCAUAUUUUUAUUGAAGGGGAUAACUUACUUAUAAUUAAUAUUUUGCAGGGUAAAACUCAGUGCCCAUGGAAGAUUCAGUUAUUGCUGGAAGAUAUAAGGGAGCUCCUACGUCUUUCUCUUCCGUCGAAUCCAGGCACAUCUAUAGAGAGGGCAAUAUAG
Messenger RNA from Chenopodium quinoa (quinoa), 423 nucleotides. RefSeq lists its product as uncharacterized. NCBI's taxonomy places the organism in Eukaryota, Viridiplantae, Streptophyta, Magnoliopsida, Caryophyllales, Amaranthaceae. Gene Ontology annotation, molecular function: nucleic acid binding; RNA-DNA hybrid ribonuclease activity. The coding region runs from base 1 to 423 and encodes 140 amino acids. The record is from RefSeq and is a predicted model, not a curated record. The transcript has a single exon.